Messenger RNA from Penicillium taxi, 1647 nucleotides. RefSeq lists its product as uncharacterized. The record is from RefSeq and is a predicted model, not a curated record. NCBI's taxonomy places the organism in Eukaryota, Fungi, Ascomycota, Eurotiomycetes, Eurotiales, Aspergillaceae. The coding region runs from base 1 to 1647 and encodes 548 amino acids. The transcript is spliced from 7 exons.
AUGUCGCAGAGCUGGGAAUUGCAAGCCAAAAGAGGCCGGGAUAUUCUCAUCAAUUCCGUCCCCAGGAACUGGCUUGUCCCAAUAGUAAAACUACCACCAAUGGUGCAGAAGAGUGUGAUAGAUUUCCCUAAGGAGAGCGGGCUCUAUAGUGAGCGAGAGCUCGCGAUAACGGACAUGUCCGCGACGGAGCUAGUGGAAGAAAUGGGAAAGGGUCAAUUGAAGGCUGAAGAGGUGGUAGUGGCAUUUCUCAAGCGAUCUGUCUUGGGACAUCAACUGUUGAACUUUGCGACGGAAUUCUUGGCUGACGAGGCAAUAGCUCGAGCUAAAGAGCUUGAUGCUUAUUAUGAAAAGACGGGAAAACUGAUAGGACCACUUCACGGAGUCCCUAUCAGCGUUAAGGAGCAUAUCGGGAUGAAGAACAAGACCUGCAACACUGGCUAUGUUGCCUUAGUUGACCGAGUCACUACCGAAGACGCAUAUCUGCUGCAAUUGCUAGCUAAAGCUGGUGCAGUAUUCCACGUGCGGACCAACCAGCCACAGUCACUCAUGCAUCUUUGCUGCACCAACAAUAUCACGGGCACGACUUUCAAUCCGCACAAUAAAUUAUUAACCCCUGGAGGGUCUUCCGGUGGGGAGGGUGCUUCGAUGGGCUUCCGAUGUGCACCACUUGGAAUUGGUACUGACAUCGGUGGAUCAAUUCGCUGCCCUGCCGCUUUUUGUGGUGGAUAUGGAUUCAAACCGACUGCGAUGCGCAACCCAAUGACAGGUAUCAUGGUUGCGGGCAUGGGUCAAGAGAACAUCCACGGUGUAGUGGGUCCACUAUCAACCUGCUCACUCAAAGAUCUUGAGCUGUUCCAGAAGGCCGUGUUGCAACAGGAACCUUGGGAUACAGAGACAUCCUUAGUGCCCGUGCCUUGGAGGACUGUUGCUCCAUCUCACGAUGUGACUAUUGCCAUCAUGUGGGAUGACGGCUUUGUUCAUCCUCAUCCACCAGUGACACGUGCCCUUCGGCUUGUUCAGGAGAAAUUGCUUACAGCCGGAGUGAAAGUUGUUGACUGGGAGCCUUUCAAGCAUGACCAUGGAUGGGAUAUCAUUUCAGCACUUUAUUACCCCGACGCCGCUACCCUGCCACGGAAGAUGCUCAGUGAAUCAGGCGAACCAGCCUGCCCGCUAAGCGAAUGGGCAUUUUCCUAUGGCUCCGAGACACCCCUGUCUCACUUCGACGUCUGGAAGUUGCAAUACGCCCGUGACACUUAUCGCGAUGACUACCAUGCUGUGCUGAAAAACCGUGCUGUCGAUUUUAUCAUCUCUCCAGCCUACCCCGGAGUUGCAGCAGUUAUGGGCGAGUCCCAAUACUGGAACUAUACUGCUAUUUGGAAUGUGCUGGACCUUCCAGCUGUGGUCUUUCCUUCGGGACUGACCGUUGAUCCGGAAUUGGAUGCCUUGACUGAGCAGGAUAGGGAUUACAAACCUCGCAAUGAGGUUGAUGAGCGAGAAUGGCGGAAGUACAAGGGGCCAGACCGGUAUGAGGGUGCGCCUGUCGCUCUCCAGAUUGCUGGUAGACAUUUCAAGGAUGAGGAGACUUUGGCUGCAGCAAUGUUGGUUGAGGGUAUUCUGAAGGAUGUCAAGGCCAAUUCGAAGCUUUGA